Messenger RNA from Linum trigynum, 2638 nucleotides. NCBI's taxonomy places the organism in Eukaryota, Viridiplantae, Streptophyta, Magnoliopsida, Malpighiales, Linaceae. The record is from the annotation of a GenBank genome assembly.
GCAUAGAAUUCUAUAAUAUAUAUAUAUAAAACAACACAUUAUAUUUAAUAAUUUAUUUUCGGUUUAAUCAGCGCCAUGUAAAAUACAAGAAAAAGCUACCAAAUGAAGCUGUGAAGCAGAUGUAGGCUUGGGAAAUGUUAGUUGGGUUGGACUGUAAAGGAGGAUGGAAGGAUUGGCAUUGAUUGGGCCUAAUGGCCUAUCCAUAAAAUGGCCCAACAGUUUUCAUGUGGUUAGUGGUCCGUCACGUGAAACCGUAACAUGCUGUUUUGCCAAAAAGUAUGAACGACGCCAUUGACACUUUGACAUGUCACGAACUCUUGCUAUUUUGUGUUUGCCUUAUUUCCUCCCAUAGAAAGUAAUCGGGGUUUGAAAGGAAAACCAGAAUAGCUAAAGGAAUUUAGUAACGCAAUGUUUUGAUGAUAAUUUAGUUUUCCCCCUUGUCACAAAGGUCAACUAGACCUCUUAAUUAAUGUUUGUCAUUACAUAAUUAGGGCUGGAGGUUCGGUUAUCGGUUGCCGGUUAACCGAUAACCGAAAAUUAUAUGCUUCGGUUGGUGGUCGGAGCUCCUAAUAGGUAAUUUGGUUAACUGAUAAUAACAAAAAAUAACCGACCGACCGCCCCCCUCACCAAAACCACGUGAAAAUACCCGGUUAUGAAGUUUAUAACUUUAUGUUGUUGAAUUUGAUACAUUAAUUUGGUGAUUUAGAUGUAGAAAUGUAAGUUAGAACCUUUUAUUUUAGGCAAUUCUAAUAAUUUUACCCGGUUAAAACCGAACCACCAUCAUUUUUCGGCUAUCUCGGUUAACCGAUCAACUAACCGAUAACCGACCGGUCGGUUAUUGGUUAACCGAGGCAUUGGCGUCGGUCGAUGUUCGGUAGGGGGAGAUGGUGCUUCGGUUAACCGAUAACCGACCAAUCGGUUAUCGGUUAUAACCGAACCGAACCGAAUCCACCCCUACAUAAUGUAACUUUGGUUCUCUAUUUGACUUUUUGGUUUCGUAUAAUCUCACUCCGACGAGAAAUUGCAUUGGACAAUUUAGUAUUAUGGUAUUCGUGAUAAAAUAUAGCAAUGUAUUCAGCUAACAUUGUGCUUCACAAACUGGGAUCACCGGGAUUCGAACACAAGAUUUUUUGGUCACAUAAGGGUCUGAUACCAUAUCAAGAACCAGUUGAUCUCAAUAACUCGAAUUGUUGGGAGAGAUUCAAUCGUGGAUCGUAUAUUAUUCACUAACAUUACCGACUAUAAAAUAAAGUUCAACGUGUUAAAAUGGAAUUUACAGUGAAUCAAAUAUUUACCCUUCGAAUUUUUCCCCCCGAUUGAGAAAGUCCAACAACCAACAUGAUAGCACGGUAAACAGAAAUGGAUGCAUCCCCCUGGAGAAUCUCUUUCCUCGUCCAAUGGUUUUCUCUUAAACAAGAAGAAAUGAAAAACAAAAGAAGAAACGACGAGAGAGAGAGAUUCCAGAAGGAAGUGAUGACAAUAUAAUGACAACAUCCUUUCUCAAUCCUUCCUCUCAAUUCCUUUUGAACUCUCCAGCUUCUUUGGGGUAUAUGAUGGUGGGGAAGCUUGAUUCAUAAAACUUUAACGUACUACCACUCGCCACCACCAGGUCCCCUAUCUCUUCUCCUCCUCCUCCUCUUUCUUCUUAAUUACGAGACAGAGAAAGUGUUUUAAGACUUCACAACCACACCCCAUAAGUUUCCCUGAGAACCCAUUUGGCGUAAUUCAGUCAUACCUCUCUGGUAAUGGAGGAAGAGAUUGAUCGGCUCCCAACCGACCUUCUGUCUCACAUAUUCGCUUUCCUCACUUCCUUCACCGAUUUAGCUCAGGCAACUGGGGUUUGCAGGAAAUGGAAGGAAGGAGUGAAGCAGUCGGUGGGGAGAAGGCGGUGUUUGAGCUUUGCUGGGUGGAAGAUGGAUGAUGAUUCCACUGCCCGUCUCGUCCAUCUAGCCUUCUCCCUCAAAGAACUUGACAUAUCAAGGAGCAGGUGGGGUUGCCAAGUGACCGAUGAGGGUCUCUGCAGAAUCUCUGCAGCAAACUGCGUCCCAAACUUGACAUCCAUCUCACUUUGGGGAAUGACUGGAAUCACUGAUCAUGGCGUUGUUCAUCUGAUAUCGAAGGCUAGCUCCUUGCAGCACCUGAACAUUGGUGGCACGUUCAUCACUGAUGAUUCCUUGUUCGCCAUUGCGGAAAGCUGCCCACAUUUGAAGAGUAUUGUGCUGUGGAGCUGCCGUCAUGUGACGGAGGUUGGACUUGUUAGUCUGGUAAACAAGUGCAGGAAGCUGGAAGCGAUGGAUGUGUGGGGAACUAGAGUUCCAGUCGACUGUUUCAUUGCUCUGCUCACCAUUAGUCCAGCUCUGCACAUAAAGGCAGCUGGGUUGCUGUCCAACAAUGGUGGUGCUACCUCGGCUUCUAUGUUGCCUGUCGCUUGAGGAAAUUCGAUUUGUGUUUCAUUUGUAAAGAUUUGUUCUUUUGUAUUUCAAUUGUUUGUUGAAAUAAUUGCUCAAAAGUGCAGAGUGAUUGUCCUGCCUGCCAAUGUUCUGUAAAGUACUACAGUUUUCCUUUACCCCCCCCCCCCCCCCCCCCCCCCCCCCCCCCAUCAUUGUAUACACAGAUGUAAUAUAAAUGAAGUGAUCGA